This is a messenger RNA of Bactrocera neohumeralis, 1264 nucleotides long. RefSeq names its product peptide deformylase, mitochondrial-like. The record is from RefSeq and is a predicted model, not a curated record. The annotation marks the transcript as partial. Gene Ontology annotation, biological process: N-terminal protein amino acid modification; peptidyl-methionine modification. Lineage: Eukaryota; Metazoa; Arthropoda; Insecta; Diptera; Tephritidae. Gene Ontology annotation, molecular function: peptide deformylase activity. The transcript has 2 exons. Gene Ontology annotation, cellular component: mitochondrion.
AAAAAGGAGAAAACCUUUCGAAAACUUUACCAAGAGUUUUGGACGCCCAAGUCUAUACGUAAUCCUCCUUAUGAGCAUUUCACACAAAUUGGGGAUCCAGUUUUACGCACAAAAGCUGCAGAAGUGCCUGGAGACCUUAUUAACAGUAAAGAGGUAGAACAUAUUGUUGAAAAAAUGAUCAAAGUAUUACGAAAGUUCGAUUGCGUUGGCGUUGCAGCACCACAAAUUGGAAUUUCGCUUCGAAUCAUUGUGAUGGAGUUUCGAGAAGGAUUAAUAGACAUAUUGCCAAAACCUGUUUACGAAGCGAGAAAGAUGUCUACACUACCACUAACAGUUGUAAUAAAUCCAACAUUGACUGUAACUAACUACGAAAAGCAUAAACAUCCGGAAGGUUGUAUGAGUGUUCGAGGUUAUUCUGCAGAAGUGGAACGUUUUCAUUCAGUUAUGUUAAAAGGAAAAAAUUUCAACGGCGUAGAAAAUAAAGUUGAAUUAAGUGGUUGGAACGCAAGAAUAGCGCAACAUGAAAUGGACCACUUGGACGGAAAACUUUAUACUGAUCGCAUGGAUAGUUCAACUUUUAUUUGUACAUGCUGGGAGACAGUUAAUGCUAAAAGUGGGCGUGUUGAGAUACCUUUUUAUAAAUAAGUUUUUAUAUAUGUAUGUACUUAUAUGGGCAAAGCUUGCCUCCACACUUAAAUUUUUUGUCGGACUUUUUCGUUCGUUCGAAAUUGUCUUCUAUUUCGUUUUUUUAUGUUUUAGUAAGAAUAAGUAAACUAAAUUAUGUUAUCUAAUUAUAAUUAUAGUUUUUUAAUUUAUUACGUUUAAUGAGUAAAACACAAACUAGCUUUUCUGUGCUUAUACAAGUUAAAAACGUAAUUAUUUAUUUUCCAAUUUAUUUCGAAUGUUAAUAUUUUCACGUUUACUUUACAUCUCGCGUAACUAAAGCCCAAACAUAUACUUCGCAGCUUUUCUAUGUUGGUGCAGCAACAUCUUAUUUGUGGCUACCUUUACAAGAGGUAAAAUAUCCUUCUUGCUAUGCGAUCUUACUCUUCAGGCGAUCAUGCUGUGAGCAGCUUUAUUUUUUCAUCGCAUGCCGGUCUUUUAUAUUUCGAGCUAAUUUUGUAAAGCACACAAACUUUCAAACGAUUUACAAAACAAAUUCAUGGGAAAUCUUCAUAGAAAUUAUUUAUAAAUGCAAAAAUAUAUUUUUUUGCAAAAUUACCUUAAAAUUAGAAUAACAAAAAAAUAAAAAGUACUGUUAACA